Messenger RNA from Sclerotinia sclerotiorum 1980 UF-70, 2178 nucleotides. RefSeq lists its product as hypothetical. Lineage: Eukaryota; Fungi; Ascomycota; Leotiomycetes; Helotiales; Sclerotiniaceae. The record is from RefSeq and is a predicted model, not a curated record. Bases 1 to 2178 code for a protein of 725 amino acids. The transcript is spliced from 4 exons.
AUGUUAGCAGGAGCUUUGUCAGCAUUUAGUUUCGCUAGCCCAAGGGAUGUGGUAUCACUAUCAUUAGAUGGCCAGAAAAUUCCGAAGAUCUAUCUAGCCGAUGAUCUCUUCGACAGUGAAUAUUUCACAAUUUUCCAGCCUUCAGCAAUCAAGUCAAUCAAUGGUAGAGAUGCCACCGCUUAUCUUUCGGAUUUCGCAUCGGUAAAUUCGGCGGGCACACUUGAGCCUCAUGCAGAUUGGAACCAGUUGAUGCUAAGUGCAGCUCAAGAUAUUCAAGGAUUCUUCAAUGUAUUCAGUGGCGGUGCGACAUUUUACCCUGGUGAUGAUAUCACUUUCGUUCUGGAAAAUGGGACAUCUUGGACUGAGAAUUUUUUGGCGGUCUACGAUAGCCCAGGUCCAACUGGUCCUCUUCAAACUGGGGGUGACUUUUACAAUUUCUUCGUUUUAGGAUUCUACCCUGCAUCAUACGAUCCAGAUGAGUCAGAAGAUGAUUCUGAUGAUGAUUCGAGUGAUGACUCUUCUAUUUUAUCUGCGACUGCUUCAUCCACGGCCGCCGUUUCUUCGAUAAGUCCAACACCGACAGGAUGGGUCAAUGAUGCCUACCCUGGUAUACCAGAUGUUGCACAAGAAGGCCUUGGAACAUUUGGCGAUGGAGUUGUUUCUGGCUAUUUCCUCGAUUCUACAUCUGUUUCUGUUCUAAGUAUUCCAAGCUUCGAUGUUGAUGGGGACGCGGUCUAUAGCUUUCAGCAAACCAUCACCAAAUUUAUAAAUCAGACAAAAGCAGCCGGUCUCAAGAAGGUUGUGAUUGACCUUCAGCAGAAUUAUGGUGGACAAUCCUUGCUCGCUAUUGAUACAUUCAAACAAUUCUUUCCGAAUAUUGACCCUUUUGCUGGCUCUCGCAUGAGAGCCCAUGCCGCCGCUGAUGUUCUUGGCAAGACUUUCACAUCGUACUGGGAUAGUCUGGCGGAAGAUGAUGAGACAAAAUAUGCCUUGGCCACUGAUGAAUGGGUAAUUACUGAUCGGAUCAAUGCGGACACUAAUCGCAACUUCACUAAUUGGGGUGAAUUUUUCGGACCUAAUCUAUACAAUGGUGAUAACUUCACUAACAUUGAACGAUACAACCUAUCUAGUGCUAUUAUUGAUGCCUCGGGCACCGGCCUAGAUAUCAACGAUGAUCCUUUUGCAGUCUACGGCUAUGAUGCAAAUCCUGCACCAUCUGGAGCUCGGCCACCAUUUGCAGCGGAAGAUAUCAUUAUUUUAUCGGACGGUAUUUGUCACUCGUCUUGUGCUCUUUUGAUGGAAUUUUUCCGCCAUGAAGCAGGUGUGAAAGUUGUUGCGGUGGGUGGAACCCCAACAGCAGGACCGAUGCAAGCCCCUUCUGGAUCUCGCGGUGCACGCGGCUACGAUACUUUUACCCUUGAUGCUAACAUCGAAAUCACUCAACAACUUUUACAAAAUCAGAGCUCACCAGAUGCGACAUUCCUUCCAAAUAGGACGGAGCAACUCAGCGUGUUUGUGUAUUAUGCGGAUAUUAAUCUUCGUGAUCAAGUCCGCAAAAAUGCGGAAAUUCCACUACAAUUUGCCUAUGAAGCCGCAGAUUGUCGCAUCUACUAUACUCCACAAACCAUAUAUAACUAUACCAAUCUUUGGCAGUAUGCAGCCGAUGCCAUCUGGAAUAACUCUAGUCUGUGCGUCGAGGAUUCAACCGGCUAUUCUUCCACAUCGCAGAACUUACCGAAUUUCAUUGGUCCAUCCGGAAGCCCCAAGACUCCCACCAACAUUACCGAUUAUCUUUCUUCCCUAACCACCUCCCCCAUUGCGAAUUUCAUCCUCCAAGCUCUUAACAAUGGUCUCCCAGAUGCGAAUGAAGGAGCUUCUCGAAAUGCCCCCGCAUCCGCGAAAGUCAUUAAAUGUACCAAGGAUGCAGAUUGUCGAGGUGGGAAACUUUGUGUGAAUGUUCCAUCCUGCCAUGGUGGCGGUGCUGUAUCCCAGUGUUUGAGUAAAUGUCCCAGAGCAGGCAUACUAUGUUCUAGGACAGAGACUACUUGUGUACCGCAUAGUACAAACGGAAAGUUGGGGAGUCAACAUAUUUACCAUAACAUUUGUCUCCCAAAUUGUGGAACUAAGAAGAAGUUGAGUUCGAUUAUCCUUAAUGGGUGUGCUGAUUGUACUAAGUGA